UAGAAGCCAUAAGGGGGAGGUGCAGUUUCAUACUGACUGGCCAAAUUGCUUAAUCUCCCCUUCCCCCAUCUACUGCCAGAGUCUUGGGGACAACCAGGUUCCCUCUGCUUCACUCACCUUUCUUUUCCUCACCAUGGUCAGGGAAAGCAGUUCGCACUGGAGGCAGAAAUGUAGGUGCCUCUUGCUUGGACUCAUAAUCACCCUAAUCCUUGGGGCUGUUGCAGUCUUUGUUGCUGUGGUCUUUGUCCACAAGAGGGACUCACCCUCUGAACUGCCACAGUGGAAGGGAAGAGGAUCCACAGCCAACUUGAAAGAAAUCAUGCUGGGAAGAUGCUUCAAUUAUGCCAGGAUAAGAAACCCAAAUCUGAGAAUAGAUUGCCUAAAAAUAUGGGAAACCUUUAAAAACGCAUUUAUUUCCAAGAACCCAUGCAACAUUACAGAACAAGAUUAUCAGCCACUAAUGGAGCUGACUACUUAUCCUAUACCUUGUAAUAAGACACUCCUUUGGAGCAAAACCAAUGAGCUGGCUCAUCAGUACACCAAAGUCCAGGGCAAUUUACUCACUUUGGAGGACAUGCUGCCAGGCUACAUGGCUGAUAAACUCAUAUGGUGUGGAAUCCCCUCAAGGCCAGAAAUAAACUAUCAAUCUUGCCCACAAUGGCAUGAGUGUGCCAACAACUCCUACAGAACAUUUUGGAAAACGGCAUCCAAAAGGUUUGCAGAAGCAGCCUGUGGUGUGGUCCAUGUGAUGCUCAACGGGUCAAUCAGCCAAGCCUUUGAAAACAGCAGCAUUUUCGCAAGUUUAGAGGUUCAUCAUCUGAAUCCGAAGAAAGUUCAUUUGAUGAAGAUUUGGGUGAUACACAACAUCGGGGGAGAGCCAAGUGACUCAUGCUCAGGUUCUUCCAUUAAGAAGCUGAAAUCCAUUAUAGAAGGCAAGAACAUUACAUUCUCCUGUGAGGACGACCCCAGGGCUGUUCAAUUCCUUCAGUGUGUAAGAAAUCCUGAGGAACCAGUCUGCAGAGUCUGUAGAACUGAACAAUAAGGAUCUUAGUAGAGUCUGGGCACAUGGCCUGAAAGUCUCCUGUUCUAAAGUCCAUAAUUUUGCAGUGGAGGAGCAAGAGCUUCCAGGGAUCUGAAGCCCCCUGCCACUAAAAGGGAAAGUCUUGCCUAUGUUCUUCAUUUUCCUAUUUCUUUCCCUCCUACCACCAAUUCCUGACCCACAGCUCAUUCAGGACACCAAAGGCCCCUCCAUUAUCUGUGAUAAUUCUGUGGUACCCCAGGACAGAAGGGAGGUAAACAGGGCCUUAGGUGGGAAUUGGAACACGAGGUCCCAGCUUUUUCUCCACUCCAGAACUUUUUAUCAUUACAGUUUGGUAUACGGUUUCCCAUCAGCCUUGUGUCCUUUCUCUCUUGUUUCCUAGGGAGGCAGGAUAGUACAAUAAUAGAAAGAUCUCUUGUUCUGGAGUCCGAGGACCUGGGUUCGAAUCUCACCUCUGAAACUUACUACUUGUGUAACCUUGGGCAAAUGAUUGAACCUCCCCAAGUGUCAGUUUCAUCAUCUGUAAGAUAAGAGAGUUGUACUAGAUAUUCUCAGUGGUUCCUUUGAGCUCAUGAUCCAUGAUCACAUGAAUUCUUCCUCAGCAGAUAGAUUGAAGGUUAGUAAGUUCUGACUACUUGUCAAUGCCCUGCCCCUCCUUAAAUCACCUUAUAUUUACCUAAAAUUCUCUUCCCUUAAUAAAACGAAAGUUCUUUGAGAAUCUUGAGCCCAUGAAAUAUAUAUGCACACACGUGUAUAUAUACAUGUAUAGAUAUAACACGCUUAUACACACAUACAUAUACACACAUACAACAUAUACAUAUGUAUGUGUAUAACAUAUACACAUGCACACAUAU
Molecule: messenger RNA, 1893 nt
Organism: Dromiciops gliroides (monito del monte)
Lineage: Eukaryota; Metazoa; Chordata; Mammalia; Microbiotheria; Microbiotheriidae
Gene: CD38
Product: CD38 molecule
Exons: 9
Coding region: 134-1042 (302 amino acids)
Biological process (GO): positive regulation of B cell proliferation
Cellular component (GO): plasma membrane
Molecular function (GO): phosphorus-oxygen lyase activity; NAD+ nucleosidase activity
Source: RefSeq, a predicted model, not a curated record